UCAGGUACCAGCUGUCACUUUUACCAACUACCAAACUUUAUAUUAAUUUUAAUCAUAAGUUAAUUGUAAUUAUAUAAAUUUAAUUUUCCCGCAUAAAUGAAAUUAAAUGGCGAUUUUUAUUUUUAUUUCCCGCUGUUCAUCUAUACCCGAUAUACUUUAAAUCUAACCUAUACAUCAAUAAAAAAUUUUUAUGAUUCCUAUUAUAAGAUUUAUAUGUAUAUAUUUAUUUAAUUAAAUAAAUUAAUUAAGUGAACAUAUGAUUUAAUAAAAUAAAUAUGACAAGAGUAAAACGUGAUAAAUUAUAUGUCGAAGUGAAUGACCCGAAUAUAAAAGUUAAAAAAUUCAAGAAGAAAAAAGAUUUAGAGAAACUGAGAAAAAAUGUUUUAGCUGCUAAACAAAAAAUGAAACGGAGUAAAAAAAAUAUACAAGAAAAAGUAACUAAAAAUUCGUUGGAAAAAACGCUUAAUAAUUUCGCCCAGAUACGACAAAAAAAUGAAGACGAAACUCAGGGUAUUAGUAGAAGUAAAAAAGUUAAAAAUAAAACCAUAUGUUCACGACUUUUACCUGAGCCAUCCAUCGGAAUAUUCAAAAACGGCGCUAAGGGUAAAGAAGUACGAAGAACUUCAAAUUUUCCUUUUCAUCAGCAGAAUGAAGCCCGCUUACGUAGCGACGUUUUCAAAUUGUUAAAUGGCGAAGAUAUGACGUUUCCUAAUAGGGAAGCUGUUGAAAAUGAGGUCUCUGAAGAUGAUUGCAGUGGAGAUAAAUCGGAUCCUCUUACAGUAAAAAAUAAUAAUGAUAACAGUAUCAAAGGCAGUGGCAAUUACGCGAGUAUCAACGAUAGAAAUAAAAAUAUCAAUGCGAGAAAAGAUAACCAGCAACAGAAAAACUUUAGCAAAAUGGAGAAUCUUCAAAGACCUGAAAAAACUAGAAGAAGAUUAUUUGAAGAUGACAGCAUCGCCAAUGAAGUUGAUGACAAUCUUGACAAUAUUCCAAUUGAUCCGCUUCAUUUUUCACCUCGGGCCAGAGAACAAGAAACUGUCGACAGUAAAUCUAGUAAAAAUGACAACUCUGAUAUUGAUGAAUCAGACCAAUCAUGGGAUCCACUUGCUAAAGAAAUGUACCAAGACCUGUGUGAUAAAAUUGAUGAAAGUUUUGAUGUUGAUUACUCUAAAUUAAAUAUCCCAGACCCCGUUACGGAGAUAAAGUCGAGACUAGCAAACAUUUAUAUGAGGACACACAGUAAACGAGGCACAGCUUCAAAUAACAAUGACACUUAUCCAUUUCCAAGGGCUGGUACAUCUCGUACCAGUGAGAGGAGUACCGAAGUACAAGCAUGUACCGUAACAAGUGAUAAUAAUGAUUCCACUCCAUUAAAUCCAUUUAGUAAAUCAACGCCUCAUGAUUACGAGACCGUGGAAUUAAGAAUUAAAAAUGCACUAGCAGCUCUUCCUGACAAGCUAGUCUUCCCUAUACCUGAUCCGUUUUUCUGUGUAGACACAACAGAACCCGAAGAAGCUGAGCUAUCAGCAUCAUUGACUACGGGAAUAAACAAAACCACUGAGACUGAUAAUAAAAAUAUAGACAAAGAUGCAGACACUUUGAUAAUUACAGACACGGAUACGGAUUCAAAUGUAAAGGGAGUUGAAAAAAAAUUGUCUGAUGAUAAAUUGAUAAAUAGAACUGUAAAUACCCCAGUGGGCAGUACAGUUUCAUCUCCACCAGUCGGUUGGGAUGCUCACGUUGAGAAUGAAAGGAAUUUAAUUCGUCGUAAUUUAAAGCACAUGCCGGCGAUACUGAGGAGAGCUCAACCACGUGAAUUUUUAUUUGAUCUUGAGCAUCUGAGUAAAGUUAAACCUUCAACAGCUCAAGUUCCACAAACACAUUCUCAUCUCGAUCCACAUCCUUAUGCUCUGCCUAAAAUAACACAAACUCAAGCUCAUCCUUUACAAACUGAAGCUUGUCGUAAAAUCAAUAAAACCAACAAUCAUGAAUCCUUUCCGCAUGAAUUCUCUCAACCUCUAUUACCAAAAGAUAAAUCUCAUUAUUACCCACAGGUUGAUCAACAAUUACUCUAUUAUCCAACUCCAAGCGCGAUAUUUAAAUUCGAUAAAAAAAAUAAACACCAAAAUAAAGUUAUCAAUCCGUGUUACAAAAAUCCGUGUCUUGAUAAUAAUAAUUAUUAUUUUGAUGAAAAAAAUAUAAAAACAUCAAGAGAAAUAAAAGGAAAUUUAGCUCCGGUAUUACAAACAAUAACUGCUGAUAAAAUGGAAUCACAUUAUCCUCUAGCAUUUUCACAAAAUGGAUUUUUAAAAUCACGUACUGACAUUCACAAAGACGAUUACAUUAGAUUUAAUGGAGAGAAGCGCGAACUCAAUAAAGAGACUACUGCUAUUACUACUAAAACUAAAUCCACUAAAGCUACUACUUGUACUUCAACUGCUGCUGCUGCUGCUGCUGCAGAAAACGAAAAUUUAAAUUGUAAAAAUAAAUUUUCUUACAAUUAUUUACUUCCUCAUUUAAAUCUACCGAUUAAAAAUGAUACCAAUACUGGGAAUUUUAAUUUUUUUACACAAAAUUACAAUCAACCUGACGUCAAUCCGCAUUUACCACAACAGCAACAGUAUUUACAUAGACCAGUUGCGUAUGAACCGAUACCUCUGCGACAGGAAAUAAAUAAUACCAGAGCAUUGAAAAUUAAUAAUGAAUUUUUAAUUAAAAAUGAAGAUACGAAAAAUUUAACUUGGAAAUCUACUAAAGCAGCACCUGCGGAUACCGAAUGGACGGAGAGACACAAAAAUUGGCUGAUAAAUAAUAACAUUUAUGAAAAUAUACGACCAGUCAAUGACGCGACAAUCAAUAGAUCAAAUAAUAAUUUAAAAUUAAACAUCGAUUGCAAUAAUUACACUCAGGAUAAAAUGCUUUGGAACGAAGCAGUCCUAGAAAAUUUGAAAAUUUUAUCAUUCGAAGAUCAAUACAAUCCGGAAUUAUUUUCAAACGAUCACGAGUACUUUAGACCGCAGUUGCAUUCACAUCAGGGUUGUUGUCAUCAAAGUAAGCAGGAAAAAAACUUGGAAAAGUUAUCACAGCCCUCUAAGUACUUGGCGAUGAUUAAUCAACAUCAAACUUGUCCGCAAAUUCCGCAACGAGUUCCCAUUUACUUAAAUGAACCUCUUCCAAUAAAUAAUCAGCCAGCUACUAGUACUAAUGCUGAAGGUAUUUAUCACAGAAAUACUGACAAGAGAUUCCCAGCAAAGUAUCGAGUGCCUCAGGAAGUUAGACAUCCGGAUAAACAAGUUCAAUUUGGUGUACCUAUUGCGGUGUUUGCUGCUAAAGAUAAAAGUAAUGAAUUUUUAUCAUCCCGUAAAUAUCCCGAAGCGAGGAACGGCGGUCAUGUUGAUGGAAGAAAUAAAACCAGGGGUAAAAUUAAUGAGCACUGUAAUUAUUUGGGUUAUAACUAUGGUAGAUUUGUUAAUGAUCCUACUAAAUCGGUGAUAAAUAAUAAUCAAGUGAAUUUAAGUGGUGGUAAUUUGCAAUUAGAUAAUAAUAAUAGUAAUAUGGUACGCAAAAUAGUUCUUCCUGAUGGUCAAAUCGGGUUAUUUGUUCCUGAACAUUACGUUGAUAAUCAUAGUAAUAGAAGUAAUGUUAAUAAUAGUAAUAAAAAUGACAAUGUGUAUAGAAAAUAAGUACGUUAAUUAUCGAUUAUAUAUAACAAAUAGCUGGCUAUUUUAAUAUAUUUUGUGGAAUAUAUAUUUUCUUUAUGGAAAAAUGAUUGUUUAAUUGUUUUACAAGCAAUAAUUGUUUGAAAAAUUUUUAUAAGCAAAUAAUUUUGUAAUAAAUAUUU
Molecule: messenger RNA, 3841 nt
Organism: Microplitis demolitor
Lineage: Eukaryota; Metazoa; Arthropoda; Insecta; Hymenoptera; Braconidae
Exons: 8
Coding region: 276-3683 (1135 amino acids)
Source: RefSeq, a predicted model, not a curated record